Messenger RNA from Diaporthe batatas, 1758 nucleotides. RefSeq lists its product as uncharacterized. Gene Ontology annotation, molecular function: hyaluronan synthase activity. The record is from RefSeq and is a predicted model, not a curated record. Lineage: Eukaryota; Fungi; Ascomycota; Sordariomycetes; Diaporthales; Diaporthaceae. The coding region runs from base 1 to 1758 and encodes 585 amino acids. Gene Ontology annotation, biological process: hyaluronan biosynthetic process; extracellular matrix assembly. The transcript has 4 exons.
AUGGAUACAUACCAGCCUCACGUACAUUGGGUUCGCCAGGUUCUCAACCUUGUCGGCUGCGUCGCUAUUUUCCUCUUCUACCGCACCAUGGCUCUCAACACCUACUACCCAGCAACAGUUGACCUUUUGAUCAGUAUUCUUCUCGCCGAAUACUGCCGCUUCAACAAUGAAGGACGACGGAUAGCCUUUCGGCAAGCUGCCUGGCACCCGAAGGACAAGGAAGACGUCGAGAAGCAUGCCCUCACUGCCUCGGCGCAGCGCGAGGCAGCAAGUAGUGAAGCUAUUGCCGCCGUCGUCGGCUGGCGCGAGGACCCAGCGCUAUGGACGCGCUGCCUUGAGAGCUACAAGAAGGCUGUCGGGUGCAAAUUCCUACUCGCUGGAAUCGACGGCCAUGACCCGGACGAUAUGGAAAUGGUCGAUAUUUUCAAGAAGGUCUAUCCCACACAAUCUUGCGUUGUCUAUGUCGAUGAGCCCCUUGGCGAGAUCGCCAAUGCCGUCCGGGCGUCGGAGAAGAUGAGCAGGCGGAAGCUUGGCGACGCCAUAGACGAAAAUGGCAUCAAUGCUAUUGCAAUGGAGCAGUGUAAGCAGGUUGCGCGGCGUGUGCUGGAGCAACAGCUCGGUGGUCGAUCGCUGAGCGGGCCGGAAGGCAUGAAACAGCUGUUGGUAUACCAGCGGCACAUGCACAAGAAGGGCAUUAUGUUCACUGUGCUGGUGUUCUCCAUCGUGCUGGCAGACAUGCUGGGCGUUGAGUUCGUGUGGUCCUCUGAUUCGGACACUAUCGUGCUUCCAGAGUCGCUCGACGGAACCAUUAGCACCGUUGCCGGCGAUCAUACGAUUGGAGGCGCCAGCUCCGGGCUAGUCGUGCACAACGCUGCUGAUACCGUAGUCACGAAGCUUGCUUCCACGAUCUACUGGUGUGAGCUGUAUCUCACACGGUCUAUGCCCGGUUCAAUGGCCGUUAGUGAUUGCCAGAGCGGUCCCAGUGCAGUCUUCAGGUUGUCUGCGAUCAGUCCGAUCCUGAUACGAUGGUACAACCAGCGGGUAUUUGGGAAGAAAAUGAUUGUCAACGAGGACCGUCAUCUCACGACACUCUUACUCCUCAAUGGCUGGCACGUCAUAUAUGCUGGCGACAUCAUGACCGAGACAGAGAGCCCAGUGACGCUCGUGCGCUGGAUACGCCAACAGGUCCGCUGGGCUCGAGCACAACAUAUCGAGUCGCUGCUUUUGCCGAGAGUCUACGCCAAGUCCCACCCGUUCCUCUUCAUGUCCGCCCUCCGCCGCGAGCUGGCCCACCUCGUCGUCUUCGUCCAGUGCCUGCUGUACCUAUUCACGGAGCACAACUUGCUGUACUUCAAUAUGCCAGACUUCGGCCUGCGCAUCAUCGGCAUCGCUCUCUACAACUUCUUGCGCAACCCAGACCGCCAGUCCACUGCGGCCGUGGUGUGGAUGAUUCCGGGCCUGUUGUUUUACAAUGUUCCCUUGCCCGCUGUGCAGGCAUGGAGUUUGGUAACUCUCACAGCAGAUACAUGGGGAAACUGCAUGCGGUCUAGCACCGAGCGUGCAAAGAAGGAGAGCACGAGGAAGAAGUGGUUCGAAUCUGGAUUCUUCGUGAUCUGGAUGGGGGUGGUCGGGGCCAUGCUUGCGAAAUGGGUGUCCACGCGAAUGGCGUUGAUGCCUGGGCAGAUGCUUGUUGUCAUGCUCUCAGCGGCUUCGCUUUCGACCUUCAUUUUCUGGAGGAUUACGAUACAGUCCAAUUAA